GUAAGAACAGCACUGUGCCAUUGUUAUCCACUGUGCUUCAGCAGUAGAGACCAUAUCAGCUUCUCCUAACAUACGACGCAACCUCUGACCGUCAUGGUUCCGGUUUUAGGCUACUGGGACCUUCGUGGCUUGGCUCAACCCAUUCGCUAUUUGCUCGCGCACGCAGGGGUGGAAUAUGAAGAUAAACGGUACAGCAACGGCAGUGCUCCAAAUUGGAACCGUGACGAAUGGUUGGCCGAGAAAUACAACCUGGGUCUAGACUUCCCAAACCUGCCCUAUUACGUGGAUGGCGACGUGAAACUCACGCAGAGCUUGGCGAUCCUCAAGUAUUUAGGUCGAAAACACGGGCUUGCUCCAGAAACAGCGGAAGAGCAGCGCCGGGUGGACGUCGCAGAGAUGCAGGCUUUCGACUUGACGAUGUCGAACAUUCGUCUGUGCUACGACUCCGAAUACAACGAUGAAAAGCGCAAGGUCUUCCUGGAGGCAUUCCAGGAGAAGGCUGAUCAGUUCUCUCGAUUCCUUGCCGACCACGCCUUCAUCGCUGGAGACCGUGUCACCUACGCUGACUUCCUCCUGUACGAAGCUCUGGAAGGCAUCCGUGCCUUGGAUCCCGGUGUCCUCAAAAACCACCCAAUCUUGCAGCGUUAUGUGGAACGAGUGGCGGCUGGUUUCAAAGAGUACCUGCAGUCGCCGCGCUUCAAGUCGUGGCCAAUCUGGAGCUAUUCCGCUCAAGAUCUCGGACCACAGCACACGAGAAGGGAAUAAAACAUUGGGAAAUGACGUUCUCUUUGUUUCGUGACAGUUUCAGAAAUUCCUGUAUGAUUUUCACAGGCUGGCGGAAUAGCAAGCUGACGUGAUGCCGUUUGGCUGACCUUUCCUCUUAUUUUCUUUGUUCUAAUAAAGAUAUCCCCCCUGGCUGCCGAUUUUCAUAAAUAUGGCGUUACAUGUAUGAAGAGCAAUGUCAAGUUGUAAUGUCAAGAAAGUUAUUCAAAAUAAAUAAAAAACAAGA
Ornithodoros turicata is the source of this 1009-nucleotide messenger RNA. Its product is annotated as glutathione S-transferase-like. The coding region runs from base 94 to 765 and encodes 223 amino acids. The record is from RefSeq and is a predicted model, not a curated record. Gene Ontology annotation, biological process: glutathione metabolic process. NCBI's taxonomy places the organism in Eukaryota, Metazoa, Arthropoda, Arachnida, Ixodida, Argasidae. The transcript is spliced from 3 exons. Gene Ontology annotation, molecular function: glutathione transferase activity.